UCAGAUCACAUUUGUUUGUUUUUAUUUUGCGGCUUGCGCAGCGUGGAGUGUAUAGUAAAAUAAUUAACAUGUCUAAUAAAAGAAACAAGGAGAUAGUAAACGACAGUGAAAGUGAAGAAGAACAAGAAACAGGUAGUGAUAAAGAUUCUGAUGUGGACUCUGAUGGAAACUACAUUGGCGAUAAGGAAUUACAAGCAGAUUUUGAAGGCCGUAACCCCGAGGAUUGUGAUUUUCAUGGCAUUAAACAGUUAUUAAGGCAGCUGUUUUUAAAAUCCAAUGUGGAAUUAGGUGCAUUAGCACAAAUUAUAAUUUCACAAAACUAUGUGGGUAGUGUUGUGAAGCAAUGCUUAGAUGACAUAAUGGAUGAGGAUGACGAUGAUGAUGUUGGUGACGGUGUGUUCGGUGUUACAACUGUCAUUAAUGUCACCAAGAGAAAAGAUGAACAUUGUGUUAAACAAAUCAGAACAUUGCUAACCACACUGGCCGAUGAAAAUGCGGAUGACAAAACCAAAGCAUUAGUGAAUAAAAUAUUAGCAGACGAAUCAAACCAUGUAGGACUUGUAAUUAAUGAAAGAAUUCUCAACAUUCCGGCUGCUAUUAGUGUGCCAUUGUUCUCCUCACUGCAGUCGGAGUUAGAUAAAGCUAAUAAGAAAAAUAUGCAGUACACAUUCCAAUAUCUCGUGUGGAUCUGUAAAGUUUACAAAUCUAGUGAUGAUGAUUCAGAUGUUUUAUUUGCUAACCAAGAGGAGAAGCCACUCGUUAAAGAAGCUAUUGCCAGUUUCGAUGUAGAUGUAAAGGAACAAGCGGAACUCUCUCAGUGGGACUUUGAGGGUGGAGCGAUGACACCUUAUCGUAAAGUAUUGAUAUUUGAGGGAAAGAAAUUCAACGAACUAGUGAGACUUAUGAAGGAAGAAGUAGAAAAUGCUUAAUUUUAAGACAUAAUUCGCCUACACUAUGUUAUGCCAUACAAUAUGUAUUUUCAUAUUUAUAAUACUUAUAUAUUAAUUUGUGAUAUGCUG
Messenger RNA from Leptidea sinapis, 1019 nucleotides. RefSeq names its product protein BCCIP homolog. The record is from RefSeq and is a predicted model, not a curated record. Lineage: Eukaryota; Metazoa; Arthropoda; Insecta; Lepidoptera; Pieridae. Gene Ontology annotation, cellular component: nucleus. The coding region runs from base 69 to 929 and encodes 286 amino acids. The transcript is spliced from 7 exons.